AUGAGUCAUGGUGGUUGGCUUCGGAAACACAGCAGCAGACAUCGCGACGGCACUCGCAAAUGUAGCGGAGAAGGCCUAAAUCGCACACAGACAUGGAGCGCGUAUCCUCAGCUACCUCGCGGGGUCAACGGCAAACCUAUUGACCACACUCUAAGCUUACAUUUGUUUGCAACACAAAGCUGGAUCAUAACCAACUUCCUUAUCCUUGGUUCUAGAAUGUUCGACAAGUUUGUCAAAAGUUUACAAGACAAGAGCUUCAAGCUACGUCACGAAUGGGGCUUUGAGCCUGCUCAAGUAAUUCCAAUUGUCUCAGACUACCUGUUCGACUACCUCGAGAAGGGUCUCAUUGAAUCGAUCAGAGGGAUCAAGCGGAUUACCAGCGACACUGAAGUCGGACUCGAGGACGGCAAGAUCCUCGACGUCGACGCAAUAAUGUGGUGUACUGGCUAUCAAGCGGACUUCAGCAUGCUGGAACCUCGCUUUGAUCCCACUAGCUGUGCUGUGGCAGAAUGGUCAAGAGUAAGCGGCUCAAACGGCAGACGACUUGCUCGCAUAUGUAACAAGGUUUUCUCUCUGUCGAAGCCAGACGGCCUGGCCUUCCUCGGCAACGUACAUACGACACUUGCUGGCUUCCAGUUGUUCGAUAUGGCAUCCAUGGCCAUAGCACAGGUCUGA
Molecule: messenger RNA, 675 nt
Organism: Didymella exigua CBS 183.55
Lineage: Eukaryota; Fungi; Ascomycota; Dothideomycetes; Pleosporales; Didymellaceae
Exons: 2
Coding region: 1-675 (224 amino acids)
Source: RefSeq, a predicted model, not a curated record